This is a messenger RNA of Vicia villosa (hairy vetch), 555 nucleotides long. RefSeq lists its product as uncharacterized. Lineage: Eukaryota; Viridiplantae; Streptophyta; Magnoliopsida; Fabales; Fabaceae. Bases 1 to 555 code for a protein of 184 amino acids. The transcript has a single exon. The record is from RefSeq and is a predicted model, not a curated record.
AUGUUGGACCAGAGAGAGGAUGUCGCAAGUAUAGAAGCACUUGAAGACAUUAUAGAGGACAAGAAAUUCAAUAAGGGCAUGGCUUAUAGGAACCUACAAAACUAUGGUCAUAAAGUAAUGUGGAAAAACCUGUUGUACGGAAAUAAUGCGAGGUCCCGAGCCAGUUUUAUUUUUUGGUUAGCUUGUCAUGAAAGGUUGGCGACGAAGUAUAAAUUGUAUAAAUUUAGCUUGACCGAUAACACUACUUGCUACUUAUGUUUACAAGAAGAGUCGAUAAGACAACUAUUAUUUGAAUGUGAUACUAUGAAGCAAAUAUGGAUGGAAGUCCUUCAAUGGGUGCAAGUUCCUCAUAUUCCCGGGAAUUGGCACGAGGAGACUAAGUGGCUAGUGCAACAAACGAAAGGAAAAGGAAUGCGGGCUGCAAUCCUCAAAAUGGCGGCGGCUGAAACUAUCUAUGAGCUAUGGAAAAAUAUAAACAACAAAAGUUUUGGUGAACCUGUUGAUAUUACAAAGAUAGGCAAGAGAAUUAUAGAUACUCUGGUGUAUAGAGGAUGA